Molecule: messenger RNA, 4706 nt
Organism: Spirodela intermedia
Lineage: Eukaryota; Viridiplantae; Streptophyta; Magnoliopsida; Alismatales; Araceae
Source: the annotation of a GenBank genome assembly
AUGGCGCCUGCUGCGCCGGAGGUACGGAGGAGGCCCGUGCCUGGGCGGGGAGGGGUGGCGCCCUCAGCCUUGGCUCUCACGGAAGAGGAGGCCCGCGUGCGGGCUAUCGCGGAGAUCGUGGCCGCCAUGUCGGAGCGCUCACGCGGCGGGGAGGACGUCGACCUCAAUGCCCUGAAGUCAGCUGCCUGCCGCAAGUACGGCCUCGCGCGGGCCCCCAAGCUCGUGGAGAUGAUAGCGGCCGUUCCGGAGGCGGACCGGGCGUCACUACUGCCCAAGCUUCGGGCGAAGCCCGUGCGCACCGCGUCCGGGAUCGCCGUGGUGGCCGUGAUGUCGAAGCCCCACCGGUGCCCCCACAUCGCGACCACCGGGAACAUCUGUGUCUACUGCCCCGGCGGCCCGGACUCGGAUUUCGAGUACAGCACGCAGUCCUACACGGGCUACGAGCCCACAAGCAUGAGGGCUAUUCGGGCUAGGUAAGGAGCAUUUUUAGAAGAAUUUCCCAGAUAUAUAUAUUUUUUAGUUAGCUUUAAUAAUUUUAGCUUUUUAUUGUAGAUGCUACUAUUUUCGGGCUCAUUUUGUGUUCUUCGUUUUCCACUGGAUGUCUUUGUUCUGUAAUUUACAUGUACUCAUGCAUCUGGUUUCUGCUUUGGGUUAAACAGACUGCGUUCAGUCUUAACAGAAUUCUUUUUUUACGAGUCAUUUUGUGGUUAACCAUGUGUUGACACUGGCUUUGUGUUCUUUAACUUAACGGUUGCAGAUACAACCCAUACGUCCAAGCAAGAAGUCGAAUAGAUCAAUUGAAGCGGCUAGGCCACAGUGUAGAUAAGGUUUCUUUUUUAUUAUUCAGUGGAAUCAAUUUAAGCUAGUUGGAAGUCAUCCUUGUUACAAAUACCAAGGCUUUUGCAGGUUGAGUUCAUUUUAAUGGGCGGCACAUUCAUGUCAUUGCCACUUGAGUAUCGUGAUUAUUUUAUACGGAACCUUCAUGAUGCUCUAUCAGGGCACACUUCCGUCAAUGUUGAGGAAGCUGUCUGUUAUUCUGAGCAUAGCGCGGUAAAAUGUAUUGGCAUGACAAUUGAAACGUGAGUGAUUUCUUUUGUCUUGAACUGACAAAGCUAUUGUUUCCAAAAGUUAUAUGUAGAUGAGAAGAUUUUUGAUUCCUUUAUUCAAGAAACAGUAAUUAUUCUACCCUCCGUUUCAUAUGUUGAUUUCGUCAAUCAGGAGGCCUGAUUAUUGCCUUGGGCCACAUUUACGCCAAAUGCUGUCUUAUGGCUGUACACGAUUGGAAAUAGGAGUUCAAAGCACAUAUGAAGAUGUUGCCCGUGACACAAAUAGAGGGCACACAGUAGCUGCUGUGGCUGAUUGUUUUUGCUUGGCGAAGGAUGCUGGUUUCAAGGUGAUAUAUUUUAUUCUUAUCAAUUUUAUUGUCUUUUCCGCAGUUUUCAAUGAGCUUGCGGCCAAUUUUUAGAUACCUCUUCGAUUUGGUUACCUACCUCCACAUUUGCAGAAAAUAGUACGCUCUAAAGGAAUGCUGAGAAGACCAUCGAGAGAAUCUCAGUGAGAGCGUGUGUAUAAGUUCUUGGGACAAUGGGUCUCCAUGAUUGGAUCAUUUAGAGGCCCAAGACGUUCCAUGAAAUUUGCGUCAUCAAAAUCAAAUUACUAUUUUCAACCACAGGCAUUAAAAGUUGAUUGUGUGCACUACCAGAAACAUAUGGACAAUAUGUGGGUCUGUCUUUGCUUUAUGCGGUCUGAAAUAGAGGAACUAAUUACGGCACCAUAUGCUUGAUGAAUGCACGGUUCAUUCAUGAUGAUGUACUAUGUGGGUGGAGAAAACACAUCUCAGGAAGAAAUAUCAAGGCUGCAAUCCAUCUCUGAAUAAUGAUUAAUCAGCCAUGGCAGGGUAUUGAUCAAUGCAUCGGAUGUGAUGAGACAUGCAAUUGCCUACCUAGUCAAUGCUAGCAAUGGAUACUUGUUGUAGAAGCAAAAAAUACUUCAUUUGAGUGUCGAUAGUUACAAAAUAAAUAAAAGAGAAUAAAAUAAAAAUAUACGCAUGAAACCAAAAUUUCUUUACUAUUUCCAUUUAUGUUACUAAGCACAAUGGGAGAUAAAUUGUUGUGUCUUUGGAUCCUAGCUUGAUGUCAUGUUUAUACUGUAUCCAUUGUAAUCAUUGCUCGCAGAAAACUUUUGAAUUUCGUCUUUAUUAAAUUCAUGAUCAUGAUCAUCGUGGGUGGAUGACUUGGAUGCCUUAUUGUCAAUCUUUGCUGUUGUAAUAUAAUUUGAUUUGUGAGCAUUAUCCUUUGUUUAUAAUUUGGUUUAGAUUCCUUGUUUCCUUGUUAAUUUAGUUGAAGUGGUUCCAGGUUGUUGCACACAUGAUGCCUGAUCUUCCAAAUGUUGGUGUUGAGAGAGAUUUGGAAAGUUUUCGAGAAUUCUUUGAGAGCCCAUCCUUUAGAGCAGAUGGUCUAAAAAUUUAUCCAACACUCGUCAUUCGGGGAACUGGACUUUAUGAGCUCUGGAAAACUGGCAGGUUGAGUUUCAUUCAGUUCAUAGUUUCUCUCUACUUUUCUUAGAACUGGUACUCUGAAUUUCUGUACCCUAGGUAUGGUUCCGUAUGCCUUCACUUUUAUUUUCUGUCAUGGCUUUUGCGCAUUUCGUAUGCUUCAUUUUGGACCUUGGGCAAAGUUAUUUUGUUGUCUUCUAGAGAUUCACCCGUGAGGUUAAUUGAGCUGUCAAUCAUCUUCUCACAAAAAAUCUUGUUGUUCUCACUGAGGUCUAGCUUGACAUGGCGAUUCUGGUGGCUGCUAACAUUUCUUUAUUUAUUCCCUACUCAGGUACAAAAACUAUCCACCAGAUCUCCUGGUUGACAUUGUUGCAAGGAUCCUUUCCUUGGUUCCUCCUUGGACACGUGUUUAUAGAGUUCAAAGGGACAUUCCUAUGCCACUGGUCACAUCUGGAGUAGAAAAAGGUAAUCUUCGUGAGCUUGCUUUGGCUCGAAUGGAGGAUUUAGGAUUGAAAUGUCGUGAUGUUAGGACACGUGAAGCUGGGAUCCAGGUAAAACCAUCUGUAGUUUCCUUUGGUUUAUGGAAUCAAUUUGUUUUCAGCGGUCAGGGAUCAAUUAUUUAUUCUUUUAUCUUACCGGAGUAGAAUCAUUUAUAGGACAUCCACCAUAAAAUAAAGCCAGAAGAAGUAGAGCUUGUUCGCCGUGAUUAUACAGCUAAUGAAGGCUGGGAAACUUUUCUCUCCUAUGAGGAUACAAGACAGGUACCCCUCCCCUCCCCCCCCCCCUCUUGUGGCAUUACUCAAAAUGCUAUAUCGAUAAAUUAUUUGUAGUUACUUAUUAUGGUGUAUUCGGAAUGGCUAUGAUAUGAUAGUUCAUAACUGAAGCCAGGUUAAAGUCCAAGUCACUAAAAGCUCGAUGCUGGACUUCCUGUCUCAGCAUCGAAUUACUUUGAAGAACUGUUGUGCCCUUGUUUGUUCUUGUUUAUCUGUUAUUAUAUAUGGAAAUAGGCAAAAAACGGUAUACAAUCAAGGAUGAAGGGGCUUUAAUGAUGAAACUUAUUUAAUACAAUAAAUUUGUCUUAUUGCCCCCUCCACUUCCAUUUAGCCUGACUAGGGCUUGCAGUAAAAAGAGGAAAGGAGACCAUUGGAUGAUGACUCAGAGAGAAGAUGUAAAUGAAAAAGGGGAAGGAAAAAUGAAACAAUACUAUUAUGUAUAGUAAGAACCAUGUUAAGUUGCAAGGUUCCUUUUUAGUUGUUGUUGUUGUUGUUGAUUUCAUCACAACCUGCUACUCAGGAUAUUCUCGUCGGCUUGCUACGCCUGAGGAAAUGUGGGCGUAACGUGACUUGCCCUGAAUUAGUUGGGAGGUGCUCGAUCGUUCGUGAGCUCCAUGUCUAUGGGACUGCAGUACCCGUGCAUGGCCGUGAUGCCAACAAGCUGCAGCAUCAGGUAAGCAUCAGCAUGCCGUUCUCAUUCCCUUUCUCUCGGAUGAAUUAAUACUUAUUUAUCAUCUGGCUUCCAUCGUGUUUUCUCUGGAAUUGAUAUGGCCCAAGCCUAAAAGCCCCAAAGCCCCAACUGUCCUAUAGCUUACCUCUUUUAGAGAAAUCAGCUGAUUGCUACUAUUACUUUUCUGCCUUUGGUUUCAUCUGUUGAACUGUUUAUAAAUUACCCUUAUGCUCUCUGGGACAAGCAAUCCAGUUGCAGUAGCCCAACUAGAGGAAGGCGAACUAUACGGUCUUAAUCUUGAUCAUCUUGUGUGAGGGAUUUAUUAUCAUCACUUUGGCAGUCAUCUUGUGUGAGGCAUUGAGAAGCAUAAUGAUGCAUCUGUCUUAAGAGUAUGGAGUAUCAAGCAGGAUUUGAGACUUUCUUAUGCGAACUAUAUGGUUGCGAGUGCAAGGAGGCCUUGAAUUGCAGUCAUUUGCCAUUUAUUCUCCACACUCUCUGAGAUUUGGUGGACAGCCUUUGGUCUCUUCAUUGGCAUUCAUUCACCUCUCCCGGUCACUCUGGACUCAGGAAGAAUAAUGUGUUUAGUCUGGGUGUUUGCUUAUGUGUUCAGGGCUAUGGGACUCUUCUCAUGGAGGAAGCGGAGCGAAUCGCCAGAAGGGAGCACAGAUCAGCGAAAAUAGCCGUCAUAUCUGGAGUAGGCACUCGCCACUAUUACAGAAAGCUCGGGUAUGAACUCGAAGGCCCCUUCAUGGUUAAGUGCUUGGCGUAG